AUGUCAGUUAAAAGUUUGACCAGUAGUAUAUAUCCAGCAGCUUACUUCGAUUUUGUAGAGCAUGAAUUAAAUGAGCUGGGUAUAAGUUAUUUUAUUGAUGAGGAAGGUAUCUAUCAUAAAUUUCUAUCAACAGACCCAAAUAAUAGUAGCAUAAGAAAAGAUGCAGAAACCAAUAACUCUGAAUCUUGGGAAGCACAACAAUCGGAAAAGGAAAGUAAACAAGUAUCAUUAAUACCAGUCAGCAUUUUACUAAUUGAAUUUGCUAUAGUAACGUUCCUCACAGGUGCUCUCUUGGGAGCUAAAACUACACCAUUAAAGUCAUCUCCAUAUGAAGUCUUAGACUCGAUAUUAUACACAGGAUUAGGUAUUAUGGGGGUAAAUGUUAUAAUUUUGCUAUGCUGCUGUCCAUACUAUCUUCACCCAAAACGUAAAUUAAAGAAAACCCCAGUUAUGUUUCUUCAUGAAAAAGAAAAUUGCAAAUACUGUAACGAUUCCAAUCCAUGGGGGUUAGCAAAGUCAUGCCUAAUAUUUGGCACUUCAUCUGUUAUUGUUGUCUUAAUUUUGAUAUCUUUCUACUUCGUUAAUGAAUCAAUAGGAAAGCAUAAAGGAUCAAAAUGGGAAGAAUAUAUCAAUGAAGGUUUAACCGUAUAUUCAGGGCUAGGCACCUUUACUAUUUUAGGAUAUAUUUACAUGUUUUCACAGGUACUUAUUACGCAUGUGAACUAUUACAAAGACCAACAAAUUAGGGAAAUACCAAAUAUAUUAGAAUGUUAG
Molecule: messenger RNA, 774 nt
Organism: Henningerozyma blattae CBS 6284
Lineage: Eukaryota; Fungi; Ascomycota; Saccharomycetes; Saccharomycetales; Saccharomycetaceae
Exons: 1
Coding region: 1-774 (257 amino acids)
Source: RefSeq, a predicted model, not a curated record